Orussus abietinus is the source of this 1802-nucleotide messenger RNA. RefSeq lists its product as uncharacterized. The record is from RefSeq and is a predicted model, not a curated record. Lineage: Eukaryota; Metazoa; Arthropoda; Insecta; Hymenoptera; Orussidae. The coding region runs from base 43 to 783 and encodes 246 amino acids. The transcript is spliced from 5 exons. Gene Ontology annotation, cellular component: trans-Golgi network.
CGCAAACGCGUUGGGUAAGCUAAUGUCAACUGUUUUUUUACGAUGAUACUUGUUAAUCAAACCGCAAUUGCGGUUUUUAUGUUAACUUUCAUCAUUUGCGUCGGUUGCACGUCAUCGGAAUGUAUUCAACAGUCACCUUGUUCUUGCGUCUUCCCGGAUGGUACAGGAUACGACCUGUCAGAACUUGAAAAGGAAGGAUACCUGUCAACGGUAGAUGAUUCGAGAUAUCCUAAUUAUGUGUUCUACUUUCAUCCUUGUAAAGAUGUGCCAAUUAAAUUGGAUAACAAAACUACAGAGUGCAGCUCUCACUCCGGAGUUUCGUUGUGUAUGAAGAAGGAUGAUGUGUUCUUUAAUCUUGGUACCAGUAAAGAAGUCGAGAUGAAAUCGCAACCUUUGAUACAGUCUUUGGUAUUUCAUCAUAUGAAAAAUACUACCACGAUUAACUUUGUUUGUACUCAUGCGCACCUUUCUUCUUCUCUUCAAAUUGAUAUCUUAUAUUCAGAAAAAUCAGAAUAUCAUUUAGUACUGAGUUCAGCACAAGUCUGCCUAAAGCAAAUAUAUUCUAAAGGCCUUUCUACUGGAUCGCUAUUGGUCAUAUUGCUGUUUGUCUUUAGCGGUGUAUACUUCUUUGGAGGGGCAUUAAUUAAAAAAUGUUUAAGCGGAGCUACUGGAUGGGAAAUGGUGCCUAAUUAUGCUUUUUGGAUGGAUCUUCCAGCACUCGUCAAAGAUGGAUUCAGUUUUACAUUUAGUAGUUGUCGAAAUGACAGCUAUGAAGCAAUAUAAGGUAAUGAUAGUGAUAAUUAAAUAUGUAUAGCUGUGCAUAAAAGAUCUGUGAAUUAUAGCAAUUUGUAAUUACUGUUUGAAAGUAGCUUUACAUACUACUGAGUUUACUAUGAAUGUUACAUUAGUGCGCAAGGCCUUGAAGUAAAUGAAUGAUAAAGUAAAAGAAGGGAAAAACGAUUUGAGGAAACAAUAUGUGAGAAAAAUGGGCUACUUUGAAACGGACAGACAGCUUUACAAUUAUUGAGAGUCUAUUGUUUUUCCUCAUGUAUAUGGCCUCGAUACAUAUUCAAAAAUAUCACAAUCACAAAUGAAUACUUACUGGAUAUAAUUCCAGCACAAUAUUAUGCAUAGUAUCAUUUCUAUUCUGUAUCUCCAAACUCUCGUCCUCUUAUCUUAAAACAGAAAAUUUAGUUAGGACAGUAUUAGGUAAUUUGGUGUUCCAAUUUGCUCGAUGCCAACUAAACAGCCACCGAAUGUGUGCAUGAAAAUCUAUAUUUUUGUUUUGAAAUUUAUUAUUUUGAUAGUUACGCGCAAUAAUUGUUUAAUACAUAACGAAUCACUGCAUUUUUAUGUGGAUUCAUGAAAGAUUGCCCAUUUCAUUGAUCAGUCCUACAAAACUGAAGUUCAACAUAUAUAUCCAUUAAUAGAUUUUAAAAACGGUAGCUUAUAUAUAAUCUUUUUAGCAGGUUCACCUAGUGUGUGAACUUUGUUUAUAGCUACAAGUAUCAAACUGCUAUAUUUGAAUAUUUCUCUCAUUUAUUAUCAAUAAUCAUAAACUAUGUAAAGAUGUGAUAUUACAAUAACAUAUGUGUAUAUAUAUAUUUAUAUUUACAACUGUACACGUUUAUAAGAGAUGUUUACGGAUUUAUCUUUGGCCUUGAAUAUUUAUCGAGCCUUUUGAGUAUUUUUAUGUGACCUAUUUUUUAUAAACAACUUAAUGCACUAUACUUUGUGAAGAACGUAUACACCAAUGUUAUAUAACAUCUUUGUACAAUCCAAUAAAAAUCGUAUCCCAUGGA